AUGUUUAUCCCCGUGCGGCCACCAGAUAGUGCGACAGUCUGCAUGCUUUUGCAUUUGAUAUUUGGAGAUUUCCACCCGGCCAAUAUCCUCGUUCGACUUAUUAAUAUCGACCAUCUUUCUGAGGACGAGCUCUUCUCUCUAAUCGACGAGCCAGAUGAGAUUCUAGUCAAAUGUGAAUCUGGCGGAGACCCUCCAGAUUCAUCCCCAAAGUACCUUAUCCCCACGGCCGACAUAACAGCCCUCACUAAGUCUGUCUACCUAGCGGACCAGAUCACCAUCAUCGAUUUUGGCGAGUCAUUCGACUUCUCAUCGCCUCCAUCAAGGCUUGGAAUUCCGCGCCAGUAUAUUCCACCUGAGCUUCUUCUUUCUGGCGGACCACCAGCCUCAGGGCCAGCCGCUGAUCUUUGGGCUCUCGGAUGCACGCUCUUCGAGAUUCGGCAGCAGAAGCCUCUCUUCGCCGGCAAACCAGACCAGAUUGUUUGCCAGAUGAUGCGCGCGCCUGGAAAACCCCCUGCCGAACUGUGGGACAAGUGGGAAGCCCGGAACGAGUUCUUCGACGACGAGGCCAAGUGGACUCGGGACUCCAGCACCUUUUCCAUCGAGUGGUGUCUCGAGCAACGACGAAGCCUAUGCCAGCCAGAGCCAGGGACGCGGGGCUAUCUGGAAACGCCAGUUGCGGAACAGAAGCUGUUGGCUGAUCUCUUGUAUCAGCUAUUCCAGUACGACCCGGCCAAGCGACUGACAGCGGAGCAGGUACUGGAGCAUGGGUGGUUAGCGGCAAAGGAUUGA
Messenger RNA from Fusarium vanettenii 77-13-4, 789 nucleotides. RefSeq lists its product as uncharacterized. Gene Ontology annotation, molecular function: protein serine/threonine kinase activity; ATP binding. The record is from RefSeq and is a predicted model, not a curated record. Gene Ontology annotation, cellular component: cytoplasm; nucleus. Gene Ontology annotation, biological process: protein phosphorylation; intracellular signal transduction. NCBI's taxonomy places the organism in Eukaryota, Fungi, Ascomycota, Sordariomycetes, Hypocreales, Nectriaceae. Bases 1 to 789 code for a protein of 262 amino acids. The transcript is spliced from 2 exons.